AAAUAUUGUGAUUGAAGAUUUUUUUGCAGGCUUUUCCUUGUGGAUUACUUCAUUGAUACAAGUAGUAAGAAAGUGGGUACUAGUUUGUUAUUUCAAAUUAUCUUAUUUGUGGUAAUUUUGAAUAUCCGUUGGCAAUAUGUCAUCCUCACAUGGCACUGUUAAAGCUUUGCAAAUGCUUAGGAGAUUACCAAGGAUUAAGUUGAACAACCUAAUAUCAAUUCCUGGUUCAACCAAAAAAUCUCAACGAGGCCGAGGCAUUCAUGGGGGCAAAGACCAUGGCUGGGGAACCAAAGGCCCCAAACAUCACAACCGCCAUGUUCCUGCUGGUUAUGAGGGAGGGGAGAUGACACCUUACUUCUUGAGGUAUCCAGUCCAGAAAUGGGCUAAGGAAAGGUAUGAUAUCUCUUAUGUUCCGCUGACUCUGCAGUCACUGCAGCUCAUGGUUGACACAGGACGUCUUGAUGUUAGUGUGCCCAUUGAUGUAACUCAACUCUACAACACCGGACUUUUGCGCAUUGAUUCAAGACUGGAGCAUGGUGGUGUUAUGCUGGAAGAGAAAGGCAUGGACUGCUUCUGUACCCCCAUGAAUCUUGAGGUUCAGUAUGCAAGUGAGGCUGCUAUUGCAGCUGUAGAAAAGGCUGGUGGCACCAUCACCACAGCCUAUUAUGAUCCCUACAGUCUCACUGCUGCUCUCAAGCCUGUCGAGUUCUUCAAGAAAGGCCAAGUGAUCCCGCGUCGGUUCUUGCCGCCGCAACGCCACAUAGAAUACUACAGUGAUCCGCGCAACAGGGGAUACCUUGCAGAUCCUGCCCUUAUUGAGGAACAGCGUCUCUUGUUGAGCCAGAAAUACGGCUACGUUCUCCCAGACUUGGAGAAGAGUUUGAUGAAGGAGCUUCUUUUUCAACGGAAGGAUCCUCGGCAGGUCUUCUAUGGCUUGGAGCCUGGCUGGAUAGUCAACCUCGCCGACAAGGUGAUACUCAAGCCCACGGAUCCUCAACUGAAGGAAUACUACUCGUCUUGAAGGGAUCCAAUUCUUAAUCCGUGAUAUUUAUUGCAUGAUUUUGCAUCUGAUCGCAACUAAGACGGGUCACUGCAUAUAUUGUAUUAAAUUUUUAAAUAACUUUCAAAUGGGAAACUUGAAAUAUCAACGGUAAUAAUCAGCUUCUUGUUGUGUGAUUGUUUCGAAUUAUUAUGAAUUCCUUUAAUUAAUUAUUAACUGGGGAAAUUUAAAGUAGAUUUGUCUACCAUUGAUGACGAUUCAUUUUUGCAGCUCCGAAAAGAAGGCUCGCCAUUUUUUAGAAAAAAAUAUCCCUGGAUAUAAACCUUACCUUUUCCUAUUCCCUACAAAAGACGUUAUGAAGUCAAUCCAGACCCUCGUUAUAAUAUUGAGGUUUACAAAAAUGAAAGAAUUCAUUAAUGUGAAAUUCUAUAGGUUAACUAUUUUCUUUCGUUUUCUCAACUAUAUGCUCGUUCUUGCUUUUUUCUCAACUGGAUGUUCGCUUAUGCUUAAUGUUCAACGUUGAAAGAAAUUAAUCACUGUAAAUACACACGAAAUGGCAAUUUAGAUUGCGA
Molecule: messenger RNA, 1572 nt
Organism: Hyalella azteca
Lineage: Eukaryota; Metazoa; Arthropoda; Malacostraca; Amphipoda; Hyalellidae
Gene: mRpL15
Product: 39S ribosomal protein L15, mitochondrial
Exons: 6
Coding region: 137-1021 (294 amino acids)
Biological process (GO): translation
Cellular component (GO): mitochondrial large ribosomal subunit
Molecular function (GO): structural constituent of ribosome
Source: RefSeq, a predicted model, not a curated record